This is a messenger RNA of Bombus pascuorum, 2652 nucleotides long. RefSeq lists its product as uncharacterized. The transcript has 6 exons. The record is from RefSeq and is a predicted model, not a curated record. Gene Ontology annotation, molecular function: protein binding. Gene Ontology annotation, cellular component: SCF ubiquitin ligase complex. Gene Ontology annotation, biological process: SCF-dependent proteasomal ubiquitin-dependent protein catabolic process. Bases 444 to 2582 code for a protein of 712 amino acids. NCBI's taxonomy places the organism in Eukaryota, Metazoa, Arthropoda, Insecta, Hymenoptera, Apidae.
UCUAAAAAUACGCUAUCUUUAUUAAAUAUUAUAUUACAAAAAUAUCAGAAUGAGUAUACAGAUAGAAAAAUGUAGUUUACUUGUAUAAUAUCUAGAUUCGGUCGAUUGAACGCAAAAUUGUAUAACAAUGCUAUCAAAGCAAAAUUAAGGAUGAAGAGUGUCUAGUCGGUUUUAUAAUAAAUAUUAUGUAUUAUAUGACAAAUUAGGACUGUUAUAUCUAUUGCGUGAUGUUAGAAAAGCACGUGACUAUCGCCAAAACAGCUGUAACACACUUGAGAAAUGAUUUGAUUGUUACACGAUAUAUUUAACAUAAAACGGCAAAUUAACACUUAGCCAACCCAACGGGCUCGGUUGGCUAAGUGUUAAAAUCCAGAUUUCCGGAUAGGUAUAGCAUUCGUUGAAACGAGAUACUUCGACACGUUAUCUUAUUAACAGUUUUUGUUAUGGCGAUAAUGUCUGACAGCAAAAAUCAUAUGAGUAACAUGUCAGAAACGGAUAAUUUUCAAUUGCCUAUAGAUGCGAUUAUACACAUAUUAUCAUACUUGUCUACAUCUGACAGGAUGGCAGCAGGAUUAGUUAAUCGAACGUGGCAUGAAGCAUCUCUUGCUAUGAAGUUUUUAGAUGAAGUAGAAUUGGUACUUGGUCGACCACGUGCAGACAAUUUAAAUGAAGUGAUAGAGCUUUUACAGCAUUCUACAAGACCAUUUUACAACUUUGUUUUUAGAGAAGUAGAAUUAAAGAGGAAUAUGGCAAUUUGGGAUCAAUAUGGACCUCAUAUGAAAAGUCUAGUACUGUUGUGCUGUGAUCUAAGUGAAAAAACAUUGGUAGAAAUUUUUAAAUGCUGCAAGUCUUUGAGAAUAUUGCGUAUUAAUGGUUGCAGAGAGUCUCUAAUGUCUGGUAGACUUUUAGAAGAUGAGAAUGACAUAAAGGAACUCUCAGAAACAUUUAAAAAUGUCUAUGAACUUAGCCUUGGAUAUAACCGUUUCUUAAGUGAUGCACUUUUUAAUAGAUUAGUUGCCAUUUGUCCAAAUUUGGAAUCUUUAAGCCUUAUGGGCUGUCAGAUGACCUUUCAUUAUGGACUGUAUAAAAAAUUUUCCCAACCCAUAUGCUUCCCAUAUGCUUCAAAAUCAACGCUGACUUUUAUAAAUGCAUUAUACUAUAUUAGACAACAAGCUUAUAAACUGAAGCAUUUGAAUUUUAGCUAUACUUUGAUUGAUCCAUCUGCUUUAGCUAUAUUAUCAGGUCUACAAAAUCUGAGAUUAGAGUCUCUAAUAUUACAAGGAUGUGAUCAGUUAUCUAAUGACAGCAUUAGAGGAAUGACACAUUAUCAGACUUGUUUAAAAGUCCUUGAUAUUAGCUUUAGCGUGCGUAUCGCAGAUGACAGUUUACUCUGUAUUUGCAAAAAUUUGACAAAGUUAGAAAUACUUAGAAUAAAACGGUGCCGUGCAGUAACCGAUAUUGGUAUAAAGUAUAUUCAGUUAUUACAACAUUUAAAAGAACUCAAUAUUUCGGAAGACGAACAACUUACCGAUAAUUCUAUUACUCGUGGACUUUGCUCUGGUUAUAAUAUAAUAGAUGACAAUAAUAUGGAUCAAAAUAUUGAUGGAAAUAUCAAUUUUGCUCCUCCAGAAAAGAAUUGUGUUCAGAAAAGAACAGAAGAAAAGAUGAGAAAAGAGAAUAUGCGAAUACUAUCAGCAAAUGCACUGCGUAUUCAUGAAGAAUCAGUUGAAUGCAUAUCCAAAUUUUUUCCUAAUUUAAGGCAACUUGAACUUAGCUAUUGUUUUAGUGGCGUUACCGAUAAAACAAUACAGAUGAUAUUCAAGGAGCUUGUACAUUUGCAAACAUUAAAUAUAAGCCAUUGCGAUGAGGUCAGUGAUGCUGGCUUAACGGGUAUGGGUACUGGUAACCACAAAUAUGUCGAAAAAAUACAAGUUGCACAUAAUCCAGAAUUUACAAAAUCCAGAUUAAGAAUCAGUUUACGGUCAAAGGCUGAAGAAGAGAUAGUACGCGAUGCAGAUCGAAAACGAGAAAUCAUGAAGCUUUGCGAAAACGUAUCUAAACCUUUAAAUUCGUUUUCCGGAUACUCUUUGAUCAGACUUAAAUGCCUUCAAGAACUCGAUCUUUCUGGGUGCAACAGAAUUACUGAUGUCAGUUUAAAACACGCAUUCGCUUUUCCAGAAUUAAAGAUCUUAAAUCUAAGCCAGUGUCAACAAGUUACAGACAUUGGAUUGGAUUAUUUAUCAAAAAAUAAUCCAGCAAUCGAAUACUUAAAUCUGAACCGCUGUUACAAUAUAUCGGAUAUUGGUAUAUCAUAUCUUGUACAGAGAUUGCACAGAUUAAAACGACUUCUCAUACAGGGAUGUUCACAACUCACGGAUCAUACUCUCGACUCUAUUAAAUUGUAUUGCAAAAGUCUACAUUACCUAGAUACACGUUAUUGCCGGGGGAUGUCAGUGGCAGGUCUUGAAAGCUUAACACAUUUAUAUGUCGAUUGCCAUGAGCAUGCAGAUAUUGCUUCAGGAGAAAAUGAUAUAUUAUCACCACCGGCUCUGUCUUUACCAUCAUUAUCAUCUUUGCCAUAGAGCCGGUUUCAAUACCUUCUUUCGCAUUUUAAGGACAGGGCAAGGGAAAACUGAAGUAUUAUUUUAAAAG